CUCAUCUCAAUCCUCCGCCUCUUUCGACAUCCCCGCAAAAUCCAUACUCCCUCAUCCUCUCUCCUCAUCUUCAAAUGGCGAGCUCAGUGUUCUCCGCCUGCUCAAAUUCCAUCACUGCCCCUAACAAACCCUCAAGUUCCCUUUCUGCCCCCGUCGUCUCCUCUCAGAGAAACUCCAGCUCCCAUCUCAGGUUCUCCUUAAUCUCCAGUUCCCGCAGCCUUCGCCCCCUUAGGGCUCAGAACGCGGAGAAUGACCAGAGUACCAAGACCAAUAGCAUUGUUUGCCGUGAGUGUGAAGGGAACGGUGCAAAACAGUGUACACAAUGUGAAGGAACGGGUGUGAAUUCGAAGGAUCAUUUCAAUGGACAGUUUAAAGCGGGUGGAUUAUGUUGGCUUUGCAGGGGCAAACGUGAGAUCCUAUGCGGUGGCUGCAAUGGAGCUGGAUUUCUUGGUGGGUUUAUGAGCACUUUUGACGAUUAAUCCCAUCUUAUUCCCUGGUGAUGCAAAUGUCUUCCCCCAGAAAUUUCAUAUCAAUAUCAAUUGUGCCUGUAGUUUGUGUAUUUUUAUGGCUUGUAAGAUACUUUUUUUCAAGAUAUGAAUUAUACUAGCCUUUAAAUUAAUUAAGGAAGUAUUGUCAAGAUUUCUAAAGGUAAAAUACAAAGCUCUGGAUCA
Messenger RNA from Asparagus officinalis (garden asparagus), 671 nucleotides. RefSeq lists its product as uncharacterized. The transcript has 4 exons. The record is from RefSeq and is a predicted model, not a curated record. Bases 75 to 479 code for a protein of 134 amino acids. Gene Ontology annotation, cellular component: chloroplast stroma; protein folding chaperone complex. Lineage: Eukaryota; Viridiplantae; Streptophyta; Magnoliopsida; Asparagales; Asparagaceae. Gene Ontology annotation, molecular function: protein folding chaperone.